Vitis riparia (riverbank grape) is the source of this 1424-nucleotide messenger RNA. Its product is annotated as urease accessory protein G. The transcript is spliced from 7 exons. The record is from RefSeq and is a predicted model, not a curated record. Lineage: Eukaryota; Viridiplantae; Streptophyta; Magnoliopsida; Vitales; Vitaceae. The coding region runs from base 68 to 1177 and encodes 369 amino acids. Gene Ontology annotation, molecular function: nickel cation binding; GTPase activity.
UCACUUCCAGCCCACGCUCUCUCUGUGAACACACUUUCAGAGCUAGAAUUCUCAAAACACUGAGCCAAUGGCAUCCCAAGAUGAGGUGGCCCUUGGCCAUGAUCACAAGCAUCAUCAUGACCACCACCACGACCAUCACCACGAUCAUCACCACGGUCACAAGCACGGCCACCAUGGCCACCAUGGCCACCAUCACCACCGCCACCACCAUCACCGUCGCCACCCUGAUAAUAAGGAGCCUAGCAAUGAUCAGCAUCAUCCUAGCAGUGAUGACCAGAAGCAAAAAGAGUCUGAUAGUCACGAUGAUGACCACGAUCGUGAUGGGAAUGAUAGCCAUGGUGAGGAUUAUGAGCCUGGUAAUGAUCAUCAUCAUGAGAGCAGCGAUGACCAUAAGCACCACCACCAUGGCCAUCCGGAUCUGAAAGCAGAAUCGUGGGUGGGGCCAGAUGGGAAGUUGUACCAUAGCCAUGAUGGACUGGCACCACACACCCAUGAGCCCAUAUACUCACCUGGCUACUUCAGCAGAAGAGCUCCACCACUUCUCACCAGGAAUUUCCAUGAAAGGGCUUUCACAGUGGGUAUUGGCGGCCCUGUUGGGACUGGGAAAACAGCUCUGAUGUUGGCACUGUGUCAAUGUUUGCGCGAAAAAUACAGCCUCGCUGCAGUGACAAAUGAUAUAUUCACUAAAGAGGAUGGUGAGUUCUUGGUGAAGCAUGGAGCACUUCCUGAGGAAAGGAUACGAGCUGUAGAAACAGGAGGUUGUCCUCAUGCUGCAAUUCGUGAAGACAUCAGCAUCAAUCUUGGCCCUCUUGAGGAGCUUUCCAACUUGUUCAAAGUUGACAUACUUCUCUGUGAAUCUGGGGGAGAUAAUUUAGCUGCCAAUUUCAGCAGGGAAUUGGCCGACUAUAUUAUUUAUAUAAUAGAUGUAUCUGGUGGUGACAAAAUUCCUCGGAAAGGAGGCCCAGGCAUAACCCAAGCUGAUCUCCUAGUGAUAAACAAGACUGACCUUGCACCAGCAGUUGGAGCUGACUUGGCAGUGAUGGAGCGUGAUUCACUUCGGAUGCGAGAUGGAGGGCCAUUUAUCUUUGCUCAGGUGAGGCAUGGGGUUGGCAUAGAGGAUAUCGUGGACCAUGUUUUAGAUGCUUGGGAAGUGGCAACUGGGGGGAAGCGGCACUAAUUCUUCCUCUGGGAGUCGGCUACCUAGUUUUUCUGUUACUAUUGAAUUUGGAAGCUUUUCUAAGUCUAGUCCUGCUUUCUUUUUUAUCCACAUUCACCAAUAAACCUGGCUCUAGUGUCAUGUACUUGGAUAUGUGAGGAUUGAGUGUGGAAGUUGUUAAACAAGGAUCUGUUAGUGAACCCUUUUAUGCUGAAAUGAAUCUUAAUAAUUAAGUACUAAAUGUUGCCAUUUUAUGUGUUUUACUUCA